Molecule: messenger RNA, 2304 nt
Organism: Yamadazyma jaroonii
Lineage: Eukaryota; Fungi; Ascomycota; Pichiomycetes; Serinales; Debaryomycetaceae
Source: the annotation of a GenBank genome assembly
AUGCUUGAUCCUAUAGUUGAUUCUGACUCAUCGCUUGAAGCUCUCAGUGAACGACUUGAAGCUUCCUUAUCCUUGAGGAAAGGUGGUUCGAAGAAACGUGAUAAUAGUGUAGGUGAAGCCAAUCAUGUAAUUACAGCCUGGAAGUUUAAUGAAUGGGAUUAUUAUAGAGAUUUGGUGCCUUGUAAAGCGAGAGGUUUAUUCACAUUGAAUAAUAAGAUUGUUACUCGAGGUUAUAAUAAGUUUUUUAACAUUGAUGAAGUUCAUGAAACCAAAAUGAGAGGCUUGAAGAAAACCACAGGUCCUUAUACUGUAACAGUGAAAGAGAAUGGUUGUAUUAUCUUUGUUAGUGGUUUAGAAGAUGGUACUAUAAUUGUAUGUUCUAAACAUUCUACAGGAAUCAGGGAUGAUUUGACUCGUAACCAUGCUUAUGAAGGUGAAGUACAGUUAAAGAAAUUACUUCAAGAACAAGGGAAACUGGUGGAAUCUUUGGCUAAACUUCUUCAUGAGGGAAAUAUAACUUUAGUUAUGGAAUUAUGUGAUGAUUCUUUUGAAGAACAUGUUUUGAGUUACAAAGGAAAGGAAGCCGGUUUAUAUUUACAUGGUAUAAAUUUCAAUACUAUUGAUUUCAAGACAUAUCCCAUGGAAGAUGUUGAAAAGUUUGCUAAAGAAUGGGGGUUUUUCCUGGUCAAAUGGUUUAAAUUUGAUGAUUUCACCACUUUGAUGGAUUAUCUUAAAGAUUGUGAAACUACUGGGUCCUGGAAUGGUAGAGAGAUCGAAGGUUUUGUUGUCAGAUGUAAAUUGAAAUCAGAAGAUUUCUUCUUCAAGUAUAAAUUCGAACAACCUUAUUUGAUUUAUAGACAUUUCAGAGAAGUCACUAAACAGUGGAUUAAUGAAAGACCCAUCAGUGACAUUCUUAAGAAGUACAAAGAUGAAAAAUUCAUCAUUUCCAAGUAUAUAGAAUUCAUCAGUAAUUAUUUCCAUGAGUUCCCUCAAGCCAAAGAAAGAUACUUACAGGGAUUUGGAAUCAUUUCCUUAAGAAAGUUGUUCUUAGAAUCCUAUGGUUUGGACAGUAUAUCUGCCAUGAACUUGUUCAAGAUCAAUGAAGAUUUGAAGAAAGCUGCUCCUAUGGAGGAACUAAAAAAUAAAUAUAUCAUUAUCCCAAUAGCUACUAUAGGGUGUGGUAAGACCACCAUAGCUAAAUGUUUAACGAAAUUAUUCCCCUGGGGACACAUUCAGAACGAUAAUAUUGGUUCCAAGGAUAAAACACAAUUGGUCAAUAGUUGUUUGAAAGAGUUAGAAACUAAAGAUUUAGUAUUUUGUGAUAGAAAUAAUCAUGUGAAGAGAAAUCGUGAACAGUUAUUCGACCAGUUUUAUGGAUUCAAAUUGAACUAUCAGUUAUCAAAAUAUUGUUUACACUUCAUAGCUUUGAAUUUUGUACCUCCAGGUACGGAUAAAAAGCAAUUGUUUGAUGUUACCAUGGAAAGAAUCGUAGCUCGUGGUGAUAAUCAUCAAUCCAUUAAGAGUACAAGUGAUCCUGAAUUGGCUGCCAAAGUUUUGAGAGGGUUCGUACUGAUGUUUCAACCUUUGUCGCCAAAAUAUGAACCCGAUAGUGAAUUCGAUGAAAUAAUAAAUGUUGACUUCAAUGUUUCAACUGAAGAUGCCCUUAAACAGGUGUUGGAACAAUUGGCUCAACAUGAGGAUUUGAUAAGAGAAAUGCCUAGUGAUGACCGAAUCACUGAAGCUAUUGCUUCAGCUCGUGCUUAUGUUCCAACCUAUACUAAAACUUUUGGUUCUAUGAGUAAGAGUAAGCGGAAAGUUGACUAUUUUGGAUUGAAAGUUCCCCAUCAACAAAUUAUCGACAUAUUAUCAACAGUUUCCCAUCCAUUAUUAACUCAAUUACAACAGGAUGAUAGAAUUCAAAAAGAGUUUCAUGUAACAUUAAUGCAUUCAAGUCAUCUGGGGAAAAAUCAAAGUGAAUGGAAGAAAUACCAUUCAACCGUCGGAACUAGAAAGGAUUCCCCCGAUGAUGAACAGAUAUGUACUACCACGAGAGAUAUAGAAUUGGUCAAUUUGGUAAUCAAUGAAAAGUUGAUCUGUAUCGAUGUUAAGGUUAAUUUACCAGGGUUUGAAAUUUUCAACCGUUUCCCCCACAUAACUAUCGGGACUUUAGACCCUAGUAUUAAGCCUUUUGAAUCAAAUUUGGUUCUUGAAAAACUCAAUAAUGACUCUUCAUCAUCAGAAAUCAUCCCUAUCAAUCAACCAUUGUCCAAUAAUCCUAUAUUUGCUCAUUAUCUUAGUAAAUAG